Molecule: messenger RNA, 938 nt
Organism: Punica granatum (pomegranate)
Lineage: Eukaryota; Viridiplantae; Streptophyta; Magnoliopsida; Myrtales; Lythraceae
Source: RefSeq, a predicted model, not a curated record
ACUUAUCAUUUCAGCCCAUCCGCAGCGCAACCAGUUUGAGCUCCACGGUCGUCCUUGGAGCGCGCGGCUCUGCCACCACCACUCGCUGCCCUGCCACUCCCCCACCGGAGCUCUCUCCACCUCCUCCUCCUCUUCCUCCUACUCCGUGAAAUCUUCGUUAGUGUUGAGAGAGGUCGCAAUUCGUCGUCUGGAUGGCUUCGUUCCCGCUCGGAAGCUCGAGCUGCGGGGUCUCAUGCAAACAUGCUGCGAGUUCCGUCAUCGCUGCUUCAGCGCUGCCGACUCCUCUGCAACCAAACGGGAGAACCGUCAAAAACUUAGUCGGAGAAAGGAUAUCUCUGCGAAGCUCAAGAAGAGGAUCGAUGGGCGGGAUGGCGGAGAGAGUGAUAUUUACUGUUUCUAGAAUUAGAUGCUAUUCAGACGCUGGAAACAGCGCGGAGGAAUCCCCUGAUCAGGGAAAGAUACCUUUUGGGAACACCAGGAAGGACGUUUUGUUAAUCGGACUUGGUGUCACCGUUCUCGGCAUUGGCUUGAAGAGUGGUCUAGAGUUUGUUGGAGUUGAUCCACUACAGGCAGGGAAUGUUGUCCAGUUGUUGCUGGUAUUGGGUCUAACUCUGGGUUGGAUAUCGACCUAUAUAUUUAGAGUUUCAAACAAGGAAAUGACAUAUGCUCAACAAUUACGUGAUUAUGAGAAGAAAGUGAUGGAGAAGCGUCUAGAGAGUUUGUCCGAGGCAGAGCUCGAAGCAUUGCUGGAGCAAGUAGAGGAAGAGAAGAGGCGUCUAGCAAGUGGGGAGCAGGUUAAUUGAAUCCCUUUGUUGUAACAAUUCAGUUGCGUAUCAUUUGCGCCCCAAAGUGGAUCCAAACAUGUAUAUACAGAAUUUGUCUACAAUGUCAGCAAGGGACAGUUCAUGCAUAAAUACGAGGUAAACUUUAGCUCAUCA